ACGUAACAAAUAACGUCACGUAAAUCUAUUAAAAAUUAGUUUCCGGUGGAAAAAAAGGCAGGCAUUUUUUAAUUACGGAUUGCCAAUGAGAGGCUAUUUAUGACAAGACUAGUGUUCAUCGGCGUUUACUUGCUUUUUAGUGCCGUGGUCGCUGGAGAAAGUGAUGUAUGCAGCAGCGUCGAGGACAAUCCAUGUCGGAAUUUUCCCCUGUCUUUGUUAGACUGGUACAAAGAUACCAAUGAAGCCGACAUCGACGGUUCAGUUCCCGACGACGUAAAGUUUCUAAACAGCGACGGCUCCCUGUCAGUUAUUGGGCGUCUUUUACUUUUCCCUGUUUGCUAUUUCGAUGAAAGCUACUGUGUCGAAUAUGGCCAAGGUGCCGACGAAAAAUGGAGCGUGAUUAAAGUGUGCCAAAAUAGCGACGAAACGUGUUUACUGGAAUACACAAUUGAAACAGGUUGGCAUGCUCUACAUGGCAUUAUAGGAUCUAUACGACAGGCCAAUUUAGUAUCACCUGCAAAUUGCUUACAGAUUUUGUACGGCAUAUACUCAAACACAGUAUCUAGUCUACACUUUGUGCUUUCUUUUGUGAAAUCAAGCUUUAUAACAAUGGCGGCAAAUGUUACAGGGUUAAAUCUGCUAGAUUGUAGAGUAUUGGGGAUAAUGGAAGUCAUCCAGGAAGUGUUUAGAAACAUCACGUGGGCCAUGAUACGUUAUGCCGUCGUCGGUAUAAUUGCCGUUUCCCUGUUCCCGUCCACUAGGCAGAUAAGAAAAUAUACAAUGAAAGCCGUAGGUGCAACGAAGUAUUUGUGUGGGCCAUCAAAAGAAAAGAAUUGGUGUAAACCAUCUCUGAGUACAAUAGAAAACACUGCAGUAAACUCGGGGUUGAUAGGGGCAACAACUGUCAUUGGAAGUUUAGGACCUCUAUCUGUUGGAAAUGUCCAAAUGCUGAAAGAACAUUAUCCGAUGUGUGAAUAUUUUGAUAUACAAGAAUGCAAUUGUGGUGGUAGACCUGACAGUAAAGAGCCAAAAAUAAUAAGCACAAUGACCGACAAGCCCUUUGGUUCCUCUUCAAAAAAAGAAUUAGAACCAGUUUCUCGUGCAGAUGUUAUUGCCGACCCUGAAAUCAUAGAAGAUAUCAAAUGUCACAAAGAUAUCCAUGAACCUGAAAGUGUGGAAAUUUUACCAGAAUGGGUUCAAAUGGCAGUUGGUGGAAUUCAUGUAUCUGACACAAAUGUACUAAUCGACAACAUUUGCAAAAAUGACUGUGAUCCAGAAACCUGUCCUCUAAAACAACUUACAGAACCAAAAGGUAGUCCUUGCGAUGUAUCAACGAAUGAGAGUGAAAUAUACGAAGAAUCGGUGGAGAAAAUAUCACACACUACAACAGCCAAUCUUGUAAACAGUUCUCCGAAAAAGGUCCAGUUUAAUAUUGGAAUCCCGCUGCAUAAUGGUGACUCUCUUGAUAUUGAUUCAGAAGAGGAGCCUUUCAUCAAAAAUCUAAACGAAAGCGACAUAAGUGACAUAGAGUCACCUUAUCUAAACUCAAGCUUCAAGGAGGACUCUCCCUAUGUAACGGCCAACUCUGUGCCGUACGAAGACCUUCUGGACCGGGGAGAUGGUGCCAUAUUCUCCACAUUGACUAGAAGGUCCCCGUAUAUUGAAGAGGGACUAGGUGACCUGUCUACCGAUAUUAGUUUGAAGGACAGCGAACGCAGUAUUCUAGACUCGAGCAUUCUUGACGUAUCCGACUUAAACAGCAGUAUAUCAUUCAAUGCAGGAGAAGGGGUAAUUGAAGUUGCAACUUUAUUUGCAUUGCAAACAUUUUGGCGCAUAGUUAAACACGCUUGGCAGGACGGAAAUGCUGACCGAAAUAUCAACAACGUCUCAAUACAAGAAAAAGAAAGCGGACUAUACGUUAUUAGGCAAAAGAAUAAAAGCAAAGACUACCGAUCACCUAUUCGUACAACAUACAAACGAAGGGCAGAAAUUCUCAGAGAGUUAGAUGAUAAUAAUAAUAAUAGCACCGAAACUUUAUUGUAUUACGAAGUUACCAAUACUUUACGCAAAGGCAAAUUGCUCCAGCCAUCAACAUUAAAGGGACAAAAUAAACACAGAACAAACGAAGCUUUCAGCAAAUGGAAUGAUUGUUGUCAUCAAUCGCAGAACUUAAGUAGGGAGACUGAUUCGGGAGCAAAGCUUAGACAAGAUGCAUCUGUUAAUGACGAAGAACACAUUGAUAAUCCGAAUUUUAAUAACAAUGCUCGUCAUAGUAAGAGAAAAAGAGGUCAUACAAAACGACGUUCUGAUAGCGGUAGUAAAGCCGAUUGUGAGGAAUGUGAUUGUUCUGAUGGCGGUGUACAAAAGAGAGGUCGCACCGUCUACAAAACGCGCGAAACUCUGGAUAAAUGCCAUGCGAAGAAACAUGACCAAGUCAUCAACAGUGACAUUUGUCCUGAAAUAAAUAGAGAUACUCAUAAAAGUCACGUUGCUAAGAAAAAACAAGUUGCUAAAAAAGGUCAAGGAUCUUCAGCGCAUAAUCGAAAGAAACGGCGCAGGCGCAAACACACUUCAACGCAAAAGAGAAAUAUACCCAGUGACGUACAAGAAACAAUAGAUAGACUCACACGUGACUUAACUAAUGCAUCAAUGAACGAUCAUAUUGGUAAUUAUGUUGGUGAUUCGAGCGAUGACUUUGCAGACGACUCUUUCAGCUCAUCUGAUGAAAAAUCCGGAAUGCUUUGCCAUUCGUUACAUAAGAAAAGUACACAAACGCCUGCAUGUACGCAGAUAUGUAAAGAAGGUUUGCGAGUGUCAAGUGCUACAUCAUGUGGCCAAAACAAGACGUGUUCUUGCAGAAACUGUAAACGUCAUCAGGUGAAUGAUAUCAUACAUAAACGGGAAUCUCAGAGGCGUAAUAUUUGGGAGCUUAAAGAAUACACGCACAUUUCCAAAGAUGACGUCACAUCAAAUAUUCUUGCCUGGGCCUGGUCAUGUGUCGAAAAGUUAUAAAAAAAUUUGCAUUUU
This is a messenger RNA of Ruditapes philippinarum (Manila clam), 3027 nucleotides long. RefSeq lists its product as uncharacterized. The coding region runs from base 100 to 3012 and encodes 970 amino acids. The record is from RefSeq and is a predicted model, not a curated record. The transcript has 5 exons. NCBI's taxonomy places the organism in Eukaryota, Metazoa, Mollusca, Bivalvia, Venerida, Veneridae.